Molecule: messenger RNA, 590 nt
Organism: Pecten maximus
Lineage: Eukaryota; Metazoa; Mollusca; Bivalvia; Pectinida; Pectinidae
Exons: 2
Coding region: 193-561 (122 amino acids)
Source: RefSeq, a predicted model, not a curated record
UUAAUAAAGAAAAUACUCUCUUAUGAAAAAUUCUGACUUAUUUUUGGCGAUAUGUAACCCCUAGAAUUAAAAAAUAAUAAUUUUCAGGGGAAUCCUCUCACUGUCGAAUGACGAGAUAAAAUGCAAAUUUCCCGCUUUGGGCGCAUGCGCAAGAAUCUAGGUUUGUAGAACGUAAACAGAAGCGACGGAAACAUGGCUUCCGAAGCCAAGAGAUAUCGGCCUAAAACUGUUACGACUUCGGCAACAAAGCGCCGUAAACAGAAAUGGUCACAGGACAACCCGGUCGUACGACUUGGGAAGCAACACACUAGGUGGAAGUCAUUUAAAGAAGAAAAUGGUUGCUCUACAAACGAGAAUGCAGCACGGAUUCUUCUGGAUAAGUGGUACACUUCAGUGACGCAAGAACUUGCAGGUGAAGACAUCUCCACACCAGUUGGAACUUCUAUGGGACCGCCAUCAAAUCUGUGCACCCCUACACCAGUAACAUCUACGCCUGCACAUGCCCAUAAAGAACAUAUAGAUAGACCUGUACAAAUGUCCGAUGUCUCAGAUAUAGAGUAAGUUCUUGGAUCUAACUAUGUUGGAUUUAU